GGCGUUGGCAACACUGCACAUUAAUUUAAUUUCGCUUCGCGCUUGCAACACAGCUCUCUUUUCAUUGUCAAGCAAGAUGGCGGAUCAGACAGAGAAAGCGUUUCAGAAGCAGGCUACGGUCUUCCUCAACAAGAAGGGGGGACUGAAGAGGAAAGACAUGAGACAUUCAAAGAAUGUCGGUCUUGGAUUUAAGACUCCACGUGAGGCGAUUGAAGGCACAUACAUCGACAAGAAGUGCCCGUUCACCGGCAACGUGUCGAUCCGUGGUCGUAUCCUCACCGGAGUCGUGCAGAAGAUGAAGAUGCAGCGCACGAUCGUCAUCCGCAGAGACUACCUACAUUACCUACCUAAAUACAACAGAUUCGAGAAGCGACACAGGAACAUGUCGGUCCAUCUGUCGCCAUGCUUCAGGGAUGUGGAGUUGGGAGACAUUGUGACCAUCGGCGAGUGCCGGCCGCUCUCCAAGACCAUUCGUUUCAACGUUUUGAAAGUCACGAAGGGCAAGGGCUCCAAGAAAUCCUUUAAGAAGUUCUAAAUAAACUUAUGAUUAAGUA
Molecule: messenger RNA, 554 nt
Organism: Trichoplusia ni (cabbage looper)
Lineage: Eukaryota; Metazoa; Arthropoda; Insecta; Lepidoptera; Noctuidae
Gene: RpS11
Product: 40S ribosomal protein S11
Exons: 4
Coding region: 77-535 (152 amino acids)
Biological process (GO): translation
Cellular component (GO): ribosome; cytosolic small ribosomal subunit
Molecular function (GO): structural constituent of ribosome
Source: RefSeq, a predicted model, not a curated record